Molecule: messenger RNA, 255 nt
Organism: Arabis nemorensis
Lineage: Eukaryota; Viridiplantae; Streptophyta; Magnoliopsida; Brassicales; Brassicaceae
Source: the annotation of a GenBank genome assembly
AUGGAUGGGUUUGGAUACGGGUCGGGUCAGAGAACUUACACAGGUGAUCGGAGAACGGAAAUCGUGAGCGGUAAAGGUUACGGAGGUUUGGGAGGAAGUAAGCAGAUCUACGGGACUCAGGAUUUUCCUCCUUCACUUCCGCCUCCGCCGGGAGAUAUGGCGGCGCGUAGGAGCAACGCGUCAUCGGCGAAACCGUCUUGGGGUUUAUCGGAUGCGGAAAUGAGGAGGAAGAAGAGAAUCGCGAGGAAAAAUUAA